UGCAGUCAAACACUGGAGCUGAAUGUCAACAUUAAAGAUGAAGAAGAGGUUUCUCAUGGACUAGAAUUAAGUCUGAGGCCGGUAACAUCAACAGUGAGGACAAACCCAGCCUGCCUCUCUCCUUCCACACUGAGUCCAAACCCACACUCACUGGGUCCUGAUUGUUACAGUGGAGCCCAGUUUGCACUGCAGGAUCCAGAGAUGGCAUCAGUGAAGCUGGAAGACUGCAGUCAAACACUGGAGCUGAAUGUCAACAUUAAAGAUGAAGAAGAGGAGGAGAAGAUUGGAACAUGUGUUUCUCGUGGAGACCAUGUUGAGACAUUCUCUACAUCCAGAGAGCAACAGCAGGAAGAUCACAGACCUAAGAGGUCUCACCACUGCCCACAUUGUAAAGAGAUUUUCCCAAUUCUUUCAAAGCUAAAAAUACACCAAAAAAUUCACACAGUUGAGAAUCUGUAUUCCUGUACUGACUGUGGGAAGAAUUUCACAACAUCAAAGGCUCUGACAGGUCAUCAGAGAGUGCACACAGGAGAGAAGCCUUACUCCUGCUCUGACUGUGGGGCGAGUUUCUCUCAACUGGGCACCUUAAAACAACAUGAACGUUUUCACAAAGGCUCUGACUGUGGAAAGAGUUUUUCUCAACUGGGCUACUUAAAAACACAUGAAUGUGUCCAUACAGGAGUGAAGCUUUACUCCUGCUCUGACUGUGGAAAGACUUUCUCUCAACUGGGCCACUUAAAAACACAUGAACGGAUACAUACAGGAGAGAAGCCUUACUCCUGCUCAGACUGUGUAAAACGCUUCACAACAGCAUCUCAGCUAAAAGUUCAUCAUAGAACACACACAGGAGAGAAGCCUUAUUCUUGCUCUGACUGUGGGGCGACUUUCUCUCAACUGGGCACCUUAAAAACACAUGAACGGAUACAUACAGGAGAGAAGCCUUACUCCUGCUCAGACUGUGUAAAACGCUUCACAACAGCAUCUCAGCUAAAAGGUCAUCAGAGAACACACACAGGAGAGAGGCCUUACUCCUGCUCUGACUGUGGAAAGGGUUUUUCUCGACUGGACUACCUGAAAACUCAUGAACAUAUACAUACAUGUACAUAGGUAGCCUAGUGGUUAGCGCAUUGGGCCAUUAACUGAAAGGUUGCUGGAUCGAAUCUCCGAGCGACCAAAGGACAAUAAAUCCACAACGGAGGCUUACUCCCCACUAAACAAUGAGACAGACAUGGCGGGAGGCACAUGCAACAAUGUGACACUUACAGAACUUACCCGGGCUUUGGGGGAGCUACGUGUUGCUAUAGCUGAGGAUCUUAAGGCCACUAUUGCUGAACUGGACACC
Molecule: messenger RNA, 1342 nt
Organism: Oncorhynchus gorbuscha (pink salmon)
Lineage: Eukaryota; Metazoa; Chordata; Actinopteri; Salmoniformes; Salmonidae
Product: zinc finger protein 2 homolog
Exons: 3
Coding region: 202-1107 (301 amino acids)
Biological process (GO): regulation of transcription by RNA polymerase II
Cellular component (GO): nucleus
Molecular function (GO): DNA-binding transcription activator activity, RNA polymerase II-specific; RNA polymerase II cis-regulatory region sequence-specific DNA binding
Source: RefSeq, a predicted model, not a curated record